Messenger RNA from Closterium sp. Naga37s-1, 828 nucleotides. NCBI's taxonomy places the organism in Eukaryota, Viridiplantae, Streptophyta, Zygnematophyceae, Desmidiales, Closteriaceae. The record is from the annotation of a GenBank genome assembly.
AUGUUCGAAACCAACGCGUACCGCGAGAACGAUGCUGUGGACACGCAUGGCGAGGAGGUGCGCGUUUCCGCGGGAGUAUUCAGGAGCCUGCUUAAGUCGCAGGACGAGAGCGCGCAGAAGGUGGCCCGCUUGGAAACUCUGCUUUUGGAGGCGCUGGCGAAGUCCGAUGGGGGGUCCCGUCGGCGCAAGGCGGAGCGGCAGAGGGAUCCCGGGCAGGGAUGCAUGAACCCAAAGCGCCAGCGUCGCGGCGAGGCAGUGGCAGACGUUGAGGAGGAUGACGAUAAGGAGGAGGACGACGACUACGAGGACAUGGCACAGAUUCGCACGCGUCGGAAGCACAUGCGCUCUGCGAAGUCGCCUGUUCUGCAGCGCGCACUUGAUCUGCUGUCGGCCGACAAGGCUUGGAAGCGCCUAUGCGAGCUGGUCCGAGUGCAGCUGUUCUUGAAGAAGCCGGCCGCAACCAUGACUUUCUAUCCGAGCUCUGACGACAAGACUUAUGGCGUUUGCGCAGUGAUUGACCGCCUGCCGCAUAGCUUCGCGUGCCUUGCGCUUGCCGCGGACAAGUCCCGCCAUGCUGACCUUAACAAGAUGCUAAGCGAGUGGAAGACAAGGGCUGCCGGACGGGUCCGGGACAUUGCGCUCCCUAAGCUUGGAUUCUUCUGUGAUGAGCGCGACGAGGCAAGCCCGUGGGCAAGGGACAACGCACGCUCGCUGGAGCAGAUUCGGGAGCGCAUUGGGCUCGGUGCGGAGGAGAGCGGUAAGCGGUGUUCUGGUGUCGGCACGCAGUUGGCGUGUUGGAAAAAGGUGGCGUUUGUGACAGGUGUAUAG